This is a messenger RNA of Pistacia vera, 947 nucleotides long. RefSeq names its product 60S ribosomal protein L11-like. Bases 138 to 707 code for a protein of 189 amino acids. Lineage: Eukaryota; Viridiplantae; Streptophyta; Magnoliopsida; Sapindales; Anacardiaceae. Gene Ontology annotation, cellular component: cytosolic large ribosomal subunit; ribosome. The record is from RefSeq and is a predicted model, not a curated record. Gene Ontology annotation, biological process: translation. Gene Ontology annotation, molecular function: RNA binding; structural constituent of ribosome. The transcript has 5 exons.
AUUAGAUCUCAAGGAAUGCCCUCAAAAACCCGAGUAUAAUUCACUUCGUUUUAGCUCUUCAUAUUAGGGUUUGGUUCCACUCCAUCUUCACCGAACAGCGGCUGCAACUUCAGCAAACCCUAAACCGAAAUGCUUUAAUGAUUGAAUUGAAAAUGGCAAAGCAGGCUUCAGAGAAGAAAUUGCAGAACCCAAUGAGGGAAAUUAAAGUGCAGAAGCUGGUUCUCAACAUCUCUGUUGGUGAAAGUGGAGAUCGUCUCACCAGAGCUGCCAAGGUGCUAGAACAACUCAGUGGCCAAACUCCCGUUUUCUCGAAAGCAAGGUACACUGUCCGUUCCUUUGGAAUCAGAAGGAAUGAAAAGAUCGCUUGCUAUGUCACAGUAAGGGGUGACAAGGCAAUGCAGCUUUUGGAGAGUGGAUUAAAAGUGAAGGAAUAUGAGCUGCUGCGAAGGAACUUCAGUGAAACCGGCUGUUUUGGAUUUGGUAUCCAGGAGCACAUUGAUCUUGGAAUCAAGUAUGACCCUUCAACUGGUAUUUAUGGGAUGGACUUCUAUGUUGUUCUUGAGCGCCCGGGUUACCGUGUAGGCCGUCGCCGUCGGUGCAAGUCUCGUGUUGGGAUCCAGCACAGGGUUACAAAAGAGGAUGCUAUGAAAUGGUUCCAGGUCAAAUAUGAAGGAGUGAUCCUUAACAAGGCCCAGAAUAUAUCUUAAGCAAUCAACAGAUCUUUAGAACCGAAUGAGAUUUUGCGUUCAUAGAUUGACAUUUUGUAGACAAUGGUUAUUUCUUACAUUUUUCGAUCUGGUUAAUGCAUUUAAUAGACCAAGAUAUAUUUUGCUCUUUUCUCAAUAUUAUCCUAGAUUUAUAUGAUUCAGAUGCACUCUUAAGAUUUUGUUACUUUGUUUGGACAUUGAUUUACCUUGCGAGUAUGCAAAUUUCAUUCUCUUUCACUA